AUGGACCUUCUACAGAGUCUUGUCCUUUUCUGUGCUUCGUGCAUUAUCUCGACAAUAUCUGCACCUCUGGAGAGGAUACACCUAGAGAAGUUGUCCACCAUUUUCCUCCCCUAUACCUACGUCGAUGGCGUCGGACAGUACCAGUAUAACUCCCAGUCCGCCACCCAGUCAGCCUACGACUCAAGUCAACAUGUUGUCUACGUGAUCGGUGGUAAUCUGCUGCACGCCUAUGACAUCACCGACCCUUCGAACCCAGUAAUGAUAUUUAAGACGAUGAUCAAUGACGUGGAACUAACGGACGUGGAAUUUUGUGGCGAACAUCUUCUCGUGGCGAUGGACAACCUGGUGGACAAAGAGAAUGGAAUGGUGAAGAUUUAUAGAAGAUACAACACAGUUAAAAAAUCUCUGGAUCUCGUUCACACCAUCACAGUUGGGCCUUUGCCGGAUAUGAUUCUACCAACCUCCGACUGCCAAACAAUCGUCGUAGCUGUAGAAGCAGAGGCAUAUCACAAUGGGUCUCACUUCAUUGAUCCGGAGGGGGCUGUCGGAAUCAUCAAUUUUCAGCCACUCCAGGGCGCUGAGAGUGAUUUCCGUUACACAAAGCUCGAUUUUAGGAAGUACAACACACAGUGGGAAGACCUGGUAGCUCGUGGAGCGAGAUUCGUAUACAGAGAGAACAAUAAUUCUUUCUCCAACGACGUAGAGCCGGAGUUUAUCACCUUCAGUCAGGACGAAAAGACCGCAUAUGUAGGGCUCCAGGAAAACAACGCUAUUGCGGAAGUGGACAUUGUCAAUGAAGAGAUCCUUGCAAUUCACCCACUAGGAUACAAAAACUGGACCAACUCUAAGUUUGAUGCUAGCAAUAAAGACCACGCUAUCAACAUCCGGUCCUGGCCAGUGAUGGGGAUGUACCUCUGUGACUCUAUCAAGAGGAUCACUGUAGGGGACAAGUCUUACAUACUGACAGCAAAUGAAGGGGAUUACAAGGACUACUCCAAAAUCCCAGGGGCCGGAGGUUUUAGCGAGGUGUCCCGUAUAUCCAGCCUUACUAUUGCUGACUCCUCCAAUAUAGCCAGAUGGGCGGAAGUGAAUGGAUUUAAUAGAACUCUACAAAAUAAAGAAAAUCUAGGGCGUCUGCAGGUCAGUAACUUAGAAGGUAAGGUCGGGGAUGAGUACAAUGCAUUGUAUGCAUAUGGAGGAAGAAGUAUGUCAGUUUUUGAUCUGACAACGUUUGACAUUGUUUACGACACCGGAAGUGACGUCGAGGAAUUAAUAGCAAAACAGGAACCAAUGAUGUUUAAUGCGGACGGAAAAAAGGGUAAUGUCGUGGUUUCAUCGACCAAAGAUUCAAGAUCUGAUAACAAGGGGCCAGAGGUUGAGAGUGUGGAGGCCGCACAGAUCGGUGACACAACGGUCGUCUUUUUGGGGAUUGAAAGGCCUGGGUUCAUCUUAGUCUACUCAAUAACUGACGACAUCACCGAUUUGAAAUUUGAGAGUAUGUGGACAGAUAUCACAAGAACUGAUGAAACUUUCAGUAAUAUGUACGACCAGCGCGCCAUUAGCUCUGUGGAUCCAGAGGACCUUAGGUAUAUAUCUCCUCAAAGCAGUCCAAACGGUAAACCUCUACUUUUGUGUACUGGGACGAUCAGCGGUACGGUGUCGGUGUUGGAAGUAAAGGGUAUUAAUAGUGACGGGAGUCACGUGGUACAACACAUCGACAAACCGGCGUUUGGUUAGAUAUCGAGUUCUGCCUGUCAACUUUUGCGUGUUAUAUCUGGUUAGUUAUAUCUUGAAAAACGUGAAAACAAACAUCGUUGAUUCAGACUCCGGAUAAGAAGCUGGUGCUAUUUCAUCGAACUGUUACAUAAUAAUGCUCAUCACAAGUUUUACAGAUGUUUAUAGUAUUUUUUGUUUCUUUAUUAAUAAAUAUUUUGUUUUAUA
Molecule: messenger RNA, 1941 nt
Organism: Pecten maximus
Lineage: Eukaryota; Metazoa; Mollusca; Bivalvia; Pectinida; Pectinidae
Product: mesenchyme-specific cell surface glycoprotein-like
Exons: 10
Coding region: 1-1737 (578 amino acids)
Source: RefSeq, a predicted model, not a curated record